CACACACACACUCAGCCGCCCUGACUUCACGGAGCCUCACUCUGGAGAGGAGCCUCUUCUCUCUGCUCCUGGCGCUGCUUUCUGCUGCUUCCCCGCCCAUCUGUGCUGCCAGCAGCAGCAGCGAAGUUGGCCUCCAACUUGAACGCAACUGAAGUCUCCAGCUCCCAGCGGCUCGGCGGGGCAGCGGGCAGGACCCAGACGCUGAGCUCUUGGGUCUGGACAGCCCACCCUCCAAGCCUUGCUCCCCGGCGACACUUCGGCCCCUGACCUGUGGGCCGCCCCCCCGCCCCCCGGGUCUGGGCUGAGGAAUGGUGCGCUGAGGUCCCUCCGGAACCCCCUUCUCACGGUCUGGAACCGAAGCGGCCCAAGGCUCAAGCCAACAUGGCCAACCCCCUGCAGCCUCAGUUUCCCCCUGCGCGGGAGCCAGGCGCCGCCUCGCCCCUGGACCUGCCUGAGAUGGAGAUGCUCCUCACCAAGGUGGAGGACAAGGGGGACAAGUCCCUGAAGCUGCCCAAGUCCCUCUCAGGGGCUCUGGACCUGGAGCAGAACGGCCACGGGCUGCCCUUCAAGGUGGUCCCCGAGGGGCCCCGGUCGCCCUCCCUGCCCCGGUCGCCCUCCCGUGCCAGCUCCAGGCGGGCGUCCUCCACGGCCACCGCCUCCUAUGCCCAGGACCGAGAAGCCCCCAAAGAUUACCUCAUCCUUGCCAUCGCCUCCUGCUUCUGCCCGGUCUGGCCCCUCAACCUCAUCCCCCUCAUCUUUUCUAUCAUGUCUCGAAGUAGCGUGCAGCAGGGGGACAUCGACGGGGCCCGGAGGCUGGGCCGCCUGGCCCGGCUGCUCAGCAUCACCUUCAUCAUCAUGGGGAUCAUCAUCAUCAUUGUGGCCGUGACCGUAAACUUUGCAGUUCAGAAGAAAUAGAAGUGACCAGGGCUCGGCCAGCAGAGGCAGCCCUGGCCAGCCGGCGUUCCCACCCCACCCCCUCAUCCCACGGAGGACAGGACCAUGACUGCCAAGGGCCCACCUGUCCCCAGGCUCCAAAAGCACCAACUCAGAGGGAACCUCUGUCACCCCUUUGCAGUCCACAUCCGAUGGGAAAAGCCAGAGGAAGAAAGGAAGGAAGGAAACGAAAUGGACUUGAAACCAGUGAAUAAUGUGGUUUAACCUCAUGGACACAGCCUGGCAUUUGCCCCGUGUUCUGGCUUCUUUCUCAUCCCCACUUUCCUGGCAUCUACCGAGCAGCGUAUACUGCCAGCAGGAGCAGAAUCCAGCCCCACAGACGGAGGAGGGGUCUUUGCAUUUUUCUUGAGGAGGGAAGGGGAGGACUGUUUGCAUGUUGUGCCACAUGCCUGCUGCGAUCCCAGCCGUGCCCUGACCUCAGAGGCCGAGUGAUGCUCCGCACGCCCUGGGGCCUCCGGCACACAGACCACAGCCACACUUAACCGCCCCCGCCUCCCCCAUGGCAGGGUGGAGUCGCCGAAAGGAAUGUUGGCGAAGACAGGAACAGGGACAGCACGGCACCGGCCUCUUCCCAAACUUUUUCUGCCGAGAACUAUGGUCCCAGCGAGUCUC
This is a messenger RNA of Myotis brandtii (Brandt's bat), 1566 nucleotides long. RefSeq names its product tumor suppressor candidate 5 (gene TRARG1). The record is from RefSeq and is a predicted model, not a curated record. Lineage: Eukaryota; Metazoa; Chordata; Mammalia; Chiroptera; Vespertilionidae. Gene Ontology annotation, cellular component: membrane. Bases 382 to 915 code for a protein of 177 amino acids. The transcript is spliced from 3 exons.